UGAUUUCUUGAAACAACGUUUGCCUUCACUUAAUCGACAAAAUUUACGCAAAGUUCUUUGAAUAAAAUUGGGAAUCAAAACGGAUCCAAGAGUUACAAAAUUAUCGUUUAGAAUGACCAGGGGCGCGAGGAUAUCCAACGACGGAUUGUCCGGGAUGCAGAAUGAAGGACCAUGUUUUCGAGGAGCACCAGAUGCGCGCCAGAAGAGACAAAAAUCGAACGUGAAACCGUCCAGAAAACCACUGCAAUCACUACAAUUGGCCGGUCGAAAUUUGAGCCCCACUAGUUUGAAGAACAGAGGAAUCCUGAAGUCUGAGGACCUAAGUGCCCUGGUGCCGCGGGACUAUAAGUCGGAUAAGUACCACACCGAUCGCCAGAACCUGGCAGAUAUAAUCCUGAUGCAGGCGCGGCGCAUCGAGAAGCAGAAGCGGGAAAUGCAGCGAAUAAAGGUGCACUAUGAGCGCCAGGUGUCCACCAUCAAGAGCAAUGCUUCUUUGCUGGAGACCCACCUGCAAAAGCUGCUGACCAGUGUGCGCCAGGAUCGGGCCCAGCGCAUCGGCGAUCACUACCAGAACAUGUCCAGUGCCGUGGAGAAGCUGCAGAGGUGCGACCUCAAGUCCAAGCCACAGUCCGUGUCCAACCAACUGCUCAUCAAGUUCCUCAACUCCAAAGCCAGUACGCCCUCCUCCAGAAACCCUAAUGAAAAAGUGUGUACCUACAGGAAUAGGUUGUGAAUUGUAUUCCUGUGUGUACAUCACCUUUUCAUUAGGUUUUCUGGCCAGUUCCUAUUCGAAAUAAAGGCUAGGAGUAGGAAUUAUAAUAUAUAUAAUAAAGUAUUCUAUUAAAAUGUUUGUGAA
This is a messenger RNA of Drosophila biarmipes, 856 nucleotides long. RefSeq lists its product as uncharacterized. The transcript has a single exon. Bases 113 to 733 code for a protein of 206 amino acids. The record is from RefSeq and is a predicted model, not a curated record. NCBI's taxonomy places the organism in Eukaryota, Metazoa, Arthropoda, Insecta, Diptera, Drosophilidae.